CCCCGGAGAUGGAACUUUCUCGAUUUGCGGUCGUGUCUAUGGACCAAUUUUCUUUUCAGUUCAUAACUAGCUACCAUUGGCGUCUUAUGCCGACACAUUACUAAGACGUGGGGAUCAGCGAGAAUGCGACAACGCGUGCCAUGGCUUGGAGGGCCAUCGGUUGACUAAGGUAUCCGCUGGGAGUUUAUAUUUCGCAGCUGAGCAUCAUGUAUGCUAUAACUGAGUUCAGAGAUUCAAAUGACACCAAAGGCAAAGGAGUUAUGUGAAGCCGACUCGCCUAACCAUGGCCCAGAAUCAACAUCAAUUGGAACUUGAAGUGCCUCAUCACAUGUCCUUCUCAAGAGGCACUAUUUGUUGGUAUUUUUGAUUACCGAGCCAAGGUCCGAAGUCUUUCUCGAUUGUUUCAGCUUUUUCCACCAUAAUUAGAUAAGUGCACUGGCCGAUAAGUAUCUGUCACCGAGUUGUGCGGCUAAAGCCAUGUGUGCGAGGCUGAAGCCGAACUUGUCCGACCUUUUCCGCCAGGGGAUCCGCGGCUCUAAGAGCCUCCAACGGUGGCGAGUGUGUUAUUAUUACAAAAGGUGAUUUAAUAGCUUGCUUUACAAUGGAAUAUUAAUUUUAGCCGCUUAAUGCCUCAUCAAUUCAACAUUUGAGAUCGAUAUUUCUCGACUUGCCAUCUUCAACACCUUAACAUCUUCCAUCUGGUACCAAGAAUUCACAACAUAACUCUAGCAAAAUGCAUUCUGAAAUUGAGGAAUCACGAAUUGCUUAUUACGAGAAUGGUCUUUACACCAAGGCGGCUGCUGGUCAGCUUUGCAAGGGACUCGUUCUGCGACUCGUUACAAACCCGCUGGUAGUACAGAUUGCCAAGAAUGCCGGCUUUGAAGUCGUGUGGAUUGAGAUGGAGCAUUCGACAUAUUCCAUCACGGAAGCUAGCGUGCUAGCGACUGCCACCGCAUGUGCAGGCAUGACACCCAUUGUCCGAGUGCCCUACCAAUGCGGCAUGGGCUACGUCCAGCAGGUGCUGGAUUCAGGAGCUCUAGUUGUCGUCUUCCCCCAUGUCGACAACGCUAUGGAAGCCCGCGAGGCGGUGAAAAUGUGCAAGUUCCCGCCACUAGGCAAGCGUUCUGUUUGGCUGCAGCAGGCUGCUAUUGGGCUACAGCCCUUCCCAGUUGAACGUAUAGUGGAGGAGAUCAACGACAACGCCUCUGCUGUAGGUGUCAUGAUUGAGACCGCAGAGAGCAUCAAAAAUGUGGAUUCUAUUGCUGCGGUUGAAGGCGUUGAUAUGCUCAUGGUGGGAUGCAUCGAUUUGUCGGCAGACAUGGGCAUUCACGGCAAAAUCCACAACCCUGAGUUUCGCGAGGCUCUUGAGGCGGUCAGCCGAGCAUGCAAGAAGUACAACAAGGUCUUUGGCUUGGCUGGUAACUACAGCGAUCUUAAAUUCCAGGACUGGGUUAUUAACACACUUGGCGUGCGUGUCUUCCUCUGCCAAGUAGACUCAUACAUUUUAGUUGCCGGCGCUAGGCAGUCGAUAGCAGCCACGAUGAGCUUAGACAGAAGCAAGUUGCCCAACUAGAAACCAGAAUAGUUUUUUUUAUUUAUAGUUAGAGACGAGAGUUUCGAAGUAGAUACGUUUCAGUGGUAACGGCGAUUGUACACGUGCUUGAAUAGAAGAAAUUUAUGCUUUGUUUUGC
This is a messenger RNA of [Torrubiella] hemipterigena, 1691 nucleotides long. NCBI's taxonomy places the organism in Eukaryota, Fungi, Ascomycota, Sordariomycetes, Hypocreales, Clavicipitaceae. The record is from the annotation of a GenBank genome assembly.